This is a messenger RNA of Saccostrea cuccullata (small rock oyster), 1061 nucleotides long. RefSeq lists its product as uncharacterized. The transcript is spliced from 2 exons. Lineage: Eukaryota; Metazoa; Mollusca; Bivalvia; Ostreida; Ostreidae. Bases 6 to 992 code for a protein of 328 amino acids. The record is from RefSeq and is a predicted model, not a curated record.
AAAGAAUGUCGCCUUUUGGUUUCUUUAUCUGUUUUUGUCACCUAUGUUUUCUUUCUGUAUUUUGUAAAAAGACUAAUAAACAGAACGUGGACAUACUGGAGGAUGAUCCUGAAAAUGCCAACAAAGUGAUUCCAUUUCCGGAGAGUUUCACCAGACUUGUGAACGAGCACAUAAGGGAUUCCCUGAAUGCCCUCUCGGUUCAAGAAGCAUCGCGUUAUACAAUAGACUGCAGUAAUUACGUCACAGAUAAGAUAAUAAGUAAUUUUAGGCAGUCAAAAUUUCGAUGGGUCCAUAAUGGAAUGCGGCUUUCAACUGAUAGAGGAAGAAUUGUGCAUAAAAAGGGUGAACUAACUUUUAGAAAGAUACUGUUGAAGGAUGGCGGCACGUAUCUUUGUCAAAUAGAAUAUCAGCCAUAUUUAGUAAAGACAGUAGGCGUGUAUUCACUGAUGGUCAAACCACUCAGGCCACGCCCUAGAAUCGUCAAGUAUGGCAAAAGAUUCUGUGUGCAGUGUAACAGUGCGGGUAUUGGACACGCGUAUCUGUAUACAAAACGUAACUGGAUCAUUAACAACUCGUAUACUGUGUUUCCAAACGGUAUCCCGGCGACCUCUAUCUUCGAAGACUGUGUAGAUUUCGCGCUGCCCAAAAUGACUGGCUUUUGGAAGUGUGUGACGUCUCAAGAAUAUUCAACAAGGGAAUGGACAACUGCUUACUUCCAAAUACAAGUGACCCGAGAGCCCUCUUUUUUAGGGAAAAUUGAGAACUUUAUGAAAGAUAAUUGGAUUCAUUUUCUUUUGAUUUUUCUUGGCAUUGGUUUGUUUCUUGUGUCGUUUUUGGUUGCGAAAUUCAAGAAAGGGGUAUUUUUGAAAGGUGAAAGUGCAGAAAAAACACCGUUGGCGAUUACAGAAGAGGAACCCCAGCCAGAAAAUGAACCACUUACAGCUGAAAAUAAUAGUGAAAACGAAAUGUACUUUGAUGAGCAAGAAAACUAAACCAAAGUGAACUUAUACAAAUAAGGAUCAUCUUUUUCACAGCAGAAAAAAUAAAGUAUAUAAAUUUGA